Heterocephalus glaber (naked mole-rat) is the source of this 802-nucleotide messenger RNA. Its product is annotated as coiled-coil domain-containing protein 90B, mitochondrial. Gene Ontology annotation, cellular component: mitochondrion. Lineage: Eukaryota; Metazoa; Chordata; Mammalia; Rodentia; Bathyergidae. The record is from RefSeq and is a predicted model, not a curated record.
AUGAGGUGUCGCUGGGCUUGGCGCCUCUUGCGCUCUGAUGGCAGCGGGGGCCGCUGGGUUUCAACUCCGCGCGGGCGUUUCUCGCCGGCCCUGUGGAGAGAUUUCUUGACCACCACAAGCAAGGAAGGAUAUGAUAGGAGGCCAGUGGACAUAACUUCUUUAGAACAAAGGAAAUUAACUUUUGAUACCCAUUCAUUGGUUCGGGAUUCAGAAACUCGUGGUUUUGACAAAGCACAAGCGGAAACAAUUGUAUCAGCAUUAACCACUUCAUCUAAUGUCAGCCUGGAUACUAUCUAUAUGGAGAUGGUCACGCAGGCGCAACAGGAAAUAACAGUUCAACAGCUGAUGGCUCAUUUGGAUUCUAUCGGAAAAGAUAUGGUCAUCCUAGAAAAAAGUGAAUUUGCAAAUCUGAGAGCAGAGAAUGAGAAAAUGAAAAUUGAAUUAGACCAAGUUAAACAACUGAUACAGGAAACCAGCUUAAUCACAGCAGGUAAUAAACUGGACAUCAACCUAGAAAGAAGCAGAGUAACAGAUAUGUUUACAGAUCAAGAAAAACAACUUAUGGAAGCAACCACAGAAUUUACCAGACAGGAUACCCAAACCAAAAAUGUUAUUUCAGAGACCAGUAAUAAAAUUGAUACUGAAAUUGCUUCCUUAAAAACACUGAUGGAGUCUAACAAACUUGAGACAAUUCGCUAUCUUGCAGCCUCAGUGUUUACUUGCUUGACAAUAGCUUUGGGAUUUUAUAGAUUCUGAAAGUACUACUAAUGCUGCUACCACUGCUGCUAAUGACUUCUUAGAA